Molecule: messenger RNA, 2985 nt
Organism: Seminavis robusta
Lineage: Eukaryota; Bacillariophyta; Bacillariophyceae; Naviculales; Naviculaceae
Source: the annotation of a GenBank genome assembly
AUGAGCAGUAGGAAGAAGCCCACUGGCCGAGACCGUGGUGGGGACACGAGCCAUCAUGCUGAACAGGAGGGGACUUAUGCCCGGAAUGGCGUCUCGACGAGCCCUCCCAUUGCUGUGAUAGAGGCUGAUGCAUCAAUGGAGAAGGUUCUCUUCCAUCCAACAGCACAGACGAAUAGAACCAUGACAGCAAGUGGAAGCGACAGUACCGGACAGGAGGGAACACCCAACCCCCCUGGUGCUGUAAUGGCAGCAGAGACGUCGAUAGAGAAGGUUCUCCUUGCUAGUGGUCCUCCCGCAACGACAAUCAAUACUGCCGUGCCAGCACCACAAGAAAACGGUAGAGCCCCGCAAAUACCACGACAACUUGCAAUGGCCGAAGAAGGAUUGGAAAAAGUCAUGUUGUCGUCGUCCCCGUUAUCAGUGCAAAAGAGAAGAGAGAACUCCAUUUCAGUUAUUGGAGAUACAGCUUCCAGUCAACAUCAACAGCGUGAUAGCAACGUUACCAUGCACCGUCUGGACGAAUCCUGGGUGCAGCAAGUCCUUACCAACGCCUUACCCGCCGAAGAGACCGGAACUCCUCCGACACUGCAACGACCACGCAACAGCACUGAUACCAUCACCAGUCUCAGCGAUUCAUGGGUCCAGCAGGUGCUGGACCAAGCCAUGGAAAUGCCACAACAACAACAAGCCGCCCAGAACCAAGCCCCCGCAGUAGUCCAAGAGGCAGAAGUCUCGAUGGAAAAGGUGCUCCAUCGAGUGUCGCCACAACAACCAUCCUCCGCAACGAAGGGAGAAAAAUCAGACGGGGCAGCCGAGAAACAAAGGAUUUUCCUGCCACCAGACCAGAAUCCAACAAGGCAAGAAGAAUCGGAGGAUGAUCUGCCCGACUCUGCCGUUGCUGCCUUACAGCCCCCGAACCUCAGACGGGAGGCACGCAACAAUAAUACCGUGUUGAAUGGAGGAGCUUUGACUCCCGGGGCGUUUGCCGCGGACCACACGGGGACACAGCCCACUCCGGCUCCCAUGAGGUACUCGUCGUUUGCCCGUAUGAGCCACGCUACCAAUACUGCUCAAUCCACUCCAUUACAGGACGAAUUCAAUAAUAUGGUAUCGCGUGGGGAUGGUGAAAACAGCAGCAAAUCGCAGCGGCCGGGUAGCUCUCAGUUUUUGGCCGUUGCAAAUCCGGUACAAUCGGGGCAUUUUUCAUCGUUACCAUUGGCCAACGAGAUCACCGCCGUGUUGGAAGAAGAAGACGAGGAACGGCAAAAUAAUAGACGAAAGCGGACCCUGUGGAUGCUCGGAGCCAUGGUAGUGCUGACCAUUGGGAUUAUUGUAGCGGUCGUCGUGGGAGUUGUGCUGUCCAGCACCCAACAAUCGGAAGCGGCAACGAGCGAAGAACCAGCAGGAGGAACCAAGACACCCACAACCGCCCCGACUAAUGCACCAACGACUCCUCUAUCCGCCAUGGAGCAUGUUCUAAAGGUGCUGCCGGAGGACACCAAGAAUGCUUUGGACAAUCCAAAUUCACCGCAACACAAGGCAUUCUAUUGGCUUUUGGAGGAUCCAUCUGUUCGGGCCUACGAAGAUUGGCGAAUACGGCAACGUUUAGCACUGGCAAUCCUGUACUUUUCUACAGAAGGGCAGAACUGGCUAGAUGAUUCACUCUGGCUCAGUCAUGAAGAGCAUGAGUGUGAUUGGUUUCACUCUGACAUUCCCUGGGAAAGAGCGGGGCAACUCUUUUUCUCAGAGACUCUGAAGCCCCUCUGGAGGGAAGGUAUCUGCACCGACAACAACAAUCCAGAAGCAUACACAAAGAUCCAACUAGUCUUGAACAGUAUCCGCGGUAAGCUGCCAGAUGAAAUCUGCUGGUUGUCAUCACUCCAAACCAUUCUCGUGGGAGCUAAUCCCUUGGGUGGGUCCAUCCCCAAUUGCUUGCAUGAGCUGCCGGAGCUGCAAAUACUGGGACUCAUUGCCACUGAUGUCACCGGCACCAUUCCAUCCGAACUUGGUUUGUCCACCAGUGUACAGCAGAUUGCCUUUAUGAAUGGCCGGAUAUCUGGAACCAUCCCUUCUGAGCUUGGCCAACUGGAGUCCCUCAGAGAACUCUAUCUCAAUGAGAACCAGUUGACAUCUACGAUUCCAUCCACCAUUGGGAAGAUGUCCAACCUGACUUAUAUCAGUUUGGUCAACAACACGCUCCAUGGGACUCUGCCAUCUGAACUGUACCUCUUGCAAGAGCUGAAAUUCCUGGAAUUGGCACACAAUCAGUUGCGAGGCUCAAUAUCUCCAGAGGUUGGUCAGCUGACAAACCUUGUGAAUGUUCAUUUGGAAGAAAACCAAUUCACAGGAUUGCUGCCUACAGAGAUGUGGUCUCUACCAAAGUUGUGGCACUGGUCAAGUUACGACAAUGCGAUUCGAGGUACCAUUCCUGCAUCAGGCUCAAAAUUGACUGACACUUAUUACCUUGACAUAAGCUGGAUGAGACUCUCAGGCACGGUACCAGUUGGAUUCUAUGACAUGACAACCCUUGGCCAUCUAUACAUGGAAUUCAACACUCUCUCUGGGACCAUUGAUACUGCACUAGGAAACCUCUCCAACCUGUACUGGCUUUACAUGUACGGAAAUAAGUUCCAUGGCACUCUCCCAACUGAAGUUGGAGCUCUAACAAGUUUGUAUGAAUUCUUUCUGCAAGACAAUGACCUAUCUGGGCCGCUUCCAAGCGAACUGGGUAAUCUCUACAACAUGUCGUUUUUUGAUGCCUCCGGCAAUCUAUUUACUGGAUCUAUUCCGUCGGAGCUUGGUGAUUGUGACAUCCUACAGCAGCUGGAUUUGUCACGUAACAACCUGGCGGGCACAGUUCCUUUGGAGCUUGCAAACUUGCGAUACUUGCGUGGUCUGGAUCUCUCCGACUCUGUAGAUGUGGUUAUUGCAGCUGUGGAUGAUGGAUCUACCAUAGUUAGGAGACCUGUAGGGGGCAUAGCAUAG